AUCUAUAGUUGGUUUAAACCUGCAUUGGAGUGGAACUGUACUAACAAUGAAACUGGCAAUGUUGUCCUGGAUUACUUGGGUGAUGCUUCGGAGCAUCGCAGAGGCUCAAGUUCCAGAUCAACCCGAGGCUAUGGGUGCCGCCCAAGGGGGCUUGGGCGCAGCGGCGGGGGCGGGCGGACAAUUUGGAGCUCACGGCGGCGGAGCGGCUAAAGCCGUUGAGGACGGACCUGGAGCUGGGAUGGACGUCGGCAUUGGAGCGGGCGCCGAGGUGGGUGGGAGUGCUCGUGCCGGAGGCGCUGGACGUAGACGCUAGGGACGUCUCUUAUGUCAGACAUUUCAUAAACUUGUUUUUCUAUUUGUUCUUACACUUACACUUGUGCAUUGGAAAUACCUCCUAGAAGAAGAAAGCCGACAGUACAGAGCUUUAAUUAAUUACCGCUGCUUUGUUAAAAAAUGUCAAAAUUUGUUUAUCGCACACUCCGCACACUUGUCGGCGCCAGAUUUUUUUCCGGGAGCUCAGUGUCAUAAUUGAUUCGAAAUAGCGGUGCUCCGCAACGUAAUGGGUCACACGCACUCGACACUCACUUUAAAUAAAUGCGAAACAAAUC
Molecule: messenger RNA, 608 nt
Organism: Drosophila melanogaster (fruit fly)
Lineage: Eukaryota; Metazoa; Arthropoda; Insecta; Diptera; Drosophilidae
Exons: 2
Coding region: 47-313 (88 amino acids)
Source: RefSeq, marked reviewed